Sphenostylis stenocarpa is the source of this 462-nucleotide messenger RNA. NCBI's taxonomy places the organism in Eukaryota, Viridiplantae, Streptophyta, Magnoliopsida, Fabales, Fabaceae. The record is from the annotation of a GenBank genome assembly.
AUGUCUGUUGGACGAUGGACAUGGAUUGUACUUUCCCAAAUCACCAACACUUUGCUGGUGCCACUCUUUCUGACCACCCCUUUUCCCCUUCCAAAACAUCUUCCAACAACCUUAAAAAAACAGAGGAAAGCCAUGAGUCGCAGAAAUGGAAGUGGUCCACAGCUUGACUUGAAGCUGAACCUGUCCCCCCCGAGGGUUGACCGAAGACUGGAGUCGCCAACACGAUCGGCGACGGCGUCACCGACUUCACCGCCGAGCUCGUGCGUGUCUUCUGAGCUGAACCAAGAGGAGAAGAAUUACUCUAACAGCCCUGAAGCCACUUCCAUGGUGCUCGUGGGUUGUCCUCGCUGCCUCAUGUAUGUGAUGCUCUCUGAAGAUGAUCCGAAGUGCCCCAAAUGCAAAAGCACCGUUUUGCUUGAUUUCCUCCACGACACCAAAAACCCCACCAUAAGAAGGAGUUAG